AUUUGUGUACCGAGCGGACAGUAUGUACGAAAAUUAGAGGCGACCUCGGUGUGGCGUCCCUGGAGGCUGGAGGCGGUACUCGGCCUCACCCUUGGCCCGAGGACACGCUGGGAAUGGAGUACAAGUUAGUGGAGUGUGCCCUCGUGGUCCCCUGGAGUCGCCUGACGUGUGGCAGGUGUUUAGCAUGAGAAAUUACCCACACCGCGUUACGUGCACAGUCACUUCCUGCACGCAGGUGUCCAGAACGGCAGCUCAACACACAAAAUGAUAGAGGGUACUUCACCUAUGAUCCAGGCACUCCUGGGUACCCUCUUCACUUGGGGUCUCACAGCAGCUGGGUCUGCUGUAGUUUUUCUUCUAUCAGGAACAAAGAGAAAAGUUUUAGAUGGCAGCUUGGGUUUUGCUGCUGGUGUUAUGACGGCAGCAUCCUUUUGGUCACUGUUGGCCCCUGCCAUAGAACUAGCUGAGACUUCGGGAUCAUAUGGCCAAGAUGGAGAGUGGGCUUUUUUGCCUGUUGCAAUUGGCUUCCUCCUUGGUGCCUUGUUUGUGUAUGCUGCUGAUGUGUUUAUGAGCUUAACUGGGAUUCAAUCACCAAACAUAUCUCUAGCUCUUCAAAGUGACAGGAAGAAAACUGAUGGGGACGGUGUUGCGCCUCACCAACCUUCAUACUAUACCGGAGAACCUUAUGUCAAUGAAGUAGGGCAAGGCUCCACUGCUAAUGCUUUCACUUCUAUCAACUUCAGUAAUGUCAAACAGAGACGAGGAGAGGCGGGGGACAGGAUGCCCGUCGCUGAAGACGAAGAAUGUCAGGAUCAGGAAAAAGAACAUAAAGUUCAACAGUGGCGAAGAAUACUGCUGCUUAUUAUUGCUAUCACAGUGCAUAAUGUUCCAGAGGGGUUAGCAGUUGGUGUUGGCUUUGGUGCUAUUGGUAAAACUCCACUUGCUACAUUCAACAAAGCAAAGAACUUGGCAUUGGGUAUCGGAAUUCAGAACUUUCCUGAGGGUAUGGCAGUUAGUCUUCCAUUGAGAGGAGCGGGCCACUCUGUGUGGUGGGCAUUUUGGUAUGGUCAACUGAGUGGGAUGGUGGAGCCUAUUGCUGGAGUAGUGGGAGCAGCAGCUGUGUCCGUGUGUGAACCAGUGCUGCCAUAUGCUCUGGCCUUUGCUGCCGGGGCCAUGAUAUUUGUUGUUGUUGAUGACAUCAUCCCAGAAGCACAAGUGGGAGGCAAUGGGCGAUUAGCAUCAGCAUGGUGCAUAAUCGGCUUCAUAGUGAUGAUGGCUUUGGAUGUUGCGCUUGGAUAGUUGCGGCAAUGCGGUCCUCAUGUUGUUAGCCUGGUAUUUUUUGUAUAUAAUGAUUUUAUUUUGACUACAGGAAUGUAGCUGACUAGUCUUGAUUGUUAAAAGGUUAAAGGUAUAUUUUUUUUGCCGAGUCCAUUUACUUCAUAAAAACAAAUACUGUAUGUUUACACAAUCGCAUACAUGCUUGUACACAAAUACUAUAUAUACAUACAGGUAUACUAUACACAUGCACAAUGAAAUCAUAAGAACACGAUGAAUCUAGGAAUAACUAUUUAGGCCAUAUGAUGGUCAAACCCAUGCCGUGAGGAGUUUUAAGAGGUGGGGGUUUGAUUCCAUUUUAUAGCCUCUGUAUUUAUUUAUGUUGACAUGUUAACUCUUGCCCCCACACGCACACAUACAUGUGUGCGCCCGCACACACGCACACGCACUUGUGCACGGUUCCUGGGCCCUACUAAUUAAUGUGAUGUGAUGACUCAAUCCCCCAUGGGUUUAGUUUCAAUUAGUGUUUAGGAUUACCCUUCACUACUACAUCGAGGUCGAACUACUAGCCCUCUCAAAGAAGCAACCGCACAACAGUUGACUAACUCCCAGGUGCCUAAUUACUGCUAAGUGAACAAAUGCAUUAGGUGAUAAGAAAUGUGCGCCACCAUGUCUGUCUUUGCCGAGAUUCAAAUAGGUUUUAAAACCUAUGUUAUUGGCUACAUUUAAAGCUUUACUUGAAUGAAAUCAGUCAACUCUUCAAGAUUUUUUGUUGUACAGUAGUGGCAAGAAAACCUUUCAAUAAUGGUGAGGUGCCAACUAGUAUAUUAUUUUGUGUAUAUAAUUUUUUUUUCAUGAAAACAUAAAACAUAAUCAGAUUAACUAAAUAAAAGUAAUUGCAAAGUAUUUACAAAGUAAGAUAUAUUAAAAUGGAUAUUGUUGAGGAUUUUUGACCCUGCAUUUUUUAUGGGAAAAUUCAAAUCUCAUGACCCCAUUUUGUAGGGUGUUACUACCUCGAGCCCUUACGUUUCAUGUAACAUUGCCAAAAUUCACACAAUAUCAUACACAAAUGAGGUGGCUUUAGGUUUUUUUAGCAUAAUUUUUUUCUCUAAUAAUAUUGUACAAAUUUGUCUAGUCUUAAUGAUUCUAUAGAAAUUAGUUUGGAGUAAUAUUUAUAACCUAGCAUCUUUGUUUUAUGAAUAGACAUUAUUGUUGUCUACCUACCUUGUGGAGGUUCCGGGGAUCAAUAGCCUCGAGGCUUGGUCUCCGACCAGGCCUCCUGUUGUUUAUAAUUUAUUACUGUAUUACUAAUUAUUAUUAAUACAAGGUAUUAUUAUUUUUAUUUUAUUAUUUUAAACUUUUAAGUAGUUGCACUUAUGUUUUGAGGCUAAAUUUCAAAGAAAUAUAAAUCUUAAAAUGUCUUGCUGUGUAAGAGUAAAGUUGACUUGGGGCCACCUCAAUCUCCUGUGGUACAUUAAACUUUCUACCUUCACACCAAGAAAGUAUUGCCAGUUAGUGUAGUUCACUUAAUGCAGAACAUGGAUUGAAAUAUAAAUACUGUGUUAAUAAAUUCUGAGGUUGGCAAGUCGUUACUUGGAUCAGAUCAACUUGAAUGGGUUGCCCCCAGGAGCCGGUGCUUACACUCCCCUACUGGUACACAUGUACAUAUUGCUACUGGUAUACACUGUAUAGUUACACACACACACACACGUGCAGCCAUGUAAUAUGGGAUCAGAUAACUAUAGUAACAUUGUAUGAGAAAUAGGUUAAUAAUUAUUGCAUUCCAUUUAUUUUUUUUUUAAACAACAGUGUACAAGUUGCUUUAUUUUUGUUGUGGUCACUAAUGCAAAUGUGAUAAGGUAGAUGGCUUGAGUAAAGAAACUAGCAGUUUCAUGAAGUCUGUGAAAUUAUGGUACAGUAGUCAACUGUACACAGAACCUGCUCGUACACUUAUGUAUGCAUUACUUCUUUUUCUUUUGAAUAAAUUUGUAUUUAAUUUCUCAGGAUACAUUUUUUUAAACUGGUCAAAAAAAAUUGUAAAAUAUACUUGUUCAGUGCAGUUUAUUGAGUUAUAUGCGUGAAUGAAUAUUCUUGUUAGAGCAGAAUUGGUAACAAGACUUUUUUUUCAAAUAAUAAUGGUUCACAAAAAUAAUAGAAACAAGCCAGUUUGGUGUAUGAUUCUUAUACUAUAAGGAGGGUUAUUUAUUGUUUAUUACAUAUAACAAUCCUAUGGAUUAUGAAAUUGAAACCAGGUUAUGAAUCUUAAAAUAGAUUUAGGUGAUGUAUAUGUAUGUGCCAUCAACACACACUACUGUUGUUUUUCUGGUAGUCAAUUGCUCCUGCCACUUCUUCAUUCCAGCAAGCCGUUCUUUCAUUCUUUUUACCACUUUAUGCAACUGCGCACACUUUCGUACCUAUCUUGACCAGACAUUCCUUCUAUACAUCCUACUGAGGUUGAUUUGUUGAUGGUCAUCUUCUCCGCUUAAACUUGGCUUCCACAGCAUAAACGUGUGAUGAAACAAACCUCCAGAUUUUCUGCCUUGUAACACACACAUUAUUAAGCAUACUGUACAGUACUUCCAUCAGCAAAUAGUCAAUUAAAUUUUUUUGUAUUUUCUCUAUCAUGUAGACUAUGUACAGUAUAUCCUUUUCUUUAUAGAGUAUGUAUUAGUAAUACCAAUCUCAUUAUAUAAAUCUUUUAAUCUUCAGUUAUUGUCACUUAUUCCUGGGACACCAUUUCCACAGAUGUUAUUUGCAGGGCCUGUUCCAAAUUCAUCAUUUAGAUCGCCCAUUACAAAUAUUCUUUAACUCGUAGGAAUCUUCCCUAUCGCAUUCUCUAACCCAAACUAAAUAAAAAAUUUAAUGUUUGCUUUCAUCGUCACGUGCUGCAAAUGCAGCCAUACUGUAAUUGCUAAUAUUUUCAAACUUAGAGUAUCACACAACACACACAUGACCACUUGGAAAAUGAUAUGGAGAGUGUAUAAGGAUUUAGGAACUAUGUAUAGGUUUCCUAAUGCAGUAUAUGAGCUAUUGUUAUUAAAUUUAAUUUGAUUUUAAUACAUCACAAUUUAUAUGAAA
Procambarus clarkii (red swamp crayfish) is the source of this 4353-nucleotide messenger RNA. RefSeq names its product Zinc/iron regulated transporter-related protein 48C (gene Zip48C). Gene Ontology annotation, cellular component: membrane. Gene Ontology annotation, biological process: zinc ion transmembrane transport. The record is from RefSeq and is a predicted model, not a curated record. Gene Ontology annotation, molecular function: zinc ion transmembrane transporter activity. NCBI's taxonomy places the organism in Eukaryota, Metazoa, Arthropoda, Malacostraca, Decapoda, Cambaridae.